UAACCACCUUUAACCGCCAUUUUUGCUGCAAUCCGAACCGUUUGUGUGGUUUGUGUUUAGUGUCGUCUUCUUUAUAACAAUUUGAAUAAACAUUAAUAACAAUGACGACGUUUCAAGAAGAGCCCGUCCAAUUAAACGGUGACAGUAAUAUCAGUGAACCGGAGCCCCCCGUACCGGGAACAGAGGAGCCGCCUUUAAAACAACUCCGGCAAGCCGAUGAAAGUGAACGUGUUGAAUACUUUUAUGAUCUUAUUCAAACCGGGGAGGUUCUUACAGUAGGACCUGGGGCUCGAAGUAAUACAUUGGCUGGGAUUUUGGGUGGUGCUCUUCCAAAACUAUCAACAGAACAAACCGAUUCGGUUAGCAAGGCGAAGAAAUAUGCCAUGGAACAAAGUAUUAAAAUGGUUUUAAUGAAACAAACGUUAGCUCAUCAACAACAGCAAAUGGCUAGUCAGAGGACGCAAGUACAACGCCAACAGGCUCUCGCCCUAAUGUGCAGAGUUUACGUUGGAAGUAUAAGUUUCGAAUUGAAAGAGGACACAAUAAGACAAUCUUUUCUGCCAUUCGGCCCCAUAAAAUCCAUUAACAUGUCUUGGGAUCCCGUUACGCAAAAACACAAAGGUUUCGCAUUCGUUGAAUAUGAAAUUCCGGAAGCCGCCCAAUUAGCUUUAGAACAAAUGAACGGCGUUAUGAUCGGCGGAAGAAACAUUAAGGUUGUUGGAAGACCGAGUAAUAUGCCCCAAGCGCAAGCUGUCAUCGAUGAAAUUCAAGAGGAAGCGAAAAAUUACAAUCGCAUAUACGUUGCUAGUAUACAUCCAGAUUUAACUGAAGAUGAUAUUAAAAGUGUUUUUGAAGCUUUUGGUCCAAUAAUAUACUGUAAAUUAGCUCAAGGAAGUACCGCACAUAAACAUAAAGGUUAUGGUUUUAUCGAAUACGAAACGGCACAAGCAGCAAACGAAGCAAUAGCAAGUAUGAAUUUAUUCGAUUUAGGUGGACAGUAUUUACGAGUAGGAAGAGCAAUAACACCUCCAAACGCUUUAAUGGGACCUUCUUCGGGAAGUACAGCAAUGCCAACAGCGGCUGCAGUUGCCGCAGCUGCAGCUACAGCUAAAAUCCAAGCGAUGGAUGCGGUGGCAAGCAAUGCGGUAGCUUUAGGAUUAUCAAAACUCAGCCAAACACCAAGUAUACCAACAGUUGUACCUCAAAUUCCCGCAAUACCCGCUGCGAUAACCACACUUCCCACAAUUCAAAAUCAAAUAGUUCAAAGUACGCUUCCAGGGUAUAUCCCACCUCCGGGAGUUGCGAUUCCUCAAUUAGCGGCGGUUCAAGUUAAUUUACCGCCGGCUACAACGAAUAUUAACGCUACGACGACGCCCCAUGUAGGGACUACGAAUCUCCAAACAACAACGGUUAACGCGGCUUCAACGCAAGAAGCUAUGAAGAGGGCCCAAGAAGCUCAGUUAAAACAACAAGAAGAGUUACAAAAGAAAUUAUUAGAUCAAAACGAACCUCAAACGUUACAGCAACAAGAAAAUAUGUCGAUUAAGGGUCAAAAUGCAAGACAUUUGGUGAUGCAAAAAUUGAUGAGAAAGGUUGAUUCAAAGGUGGUAAUUUUAAGAAAUAUGGUAGGACCUGAAGAUGUUGAUCAAACACUUCAGGAAGAAAUCGAAGAGGAGUGUACAAAAUUUGGGAAUGUUGAGAGAGUUAUUAUUUAUAAUGAAAAGCAAUCUGAAGAUGAUGAUACUGAUGUUAUUGUGAAGAUUUUUGUGGAGUUUACAGAAACGAAAGAAGCUGAAAGAGCAAGAGAUGCGCUGAAUGGAAGAUAUUUUGGUGGACGAAUGGUACGAGCAUCACUUUAUGACCAAACGUUAUUUGAUCAUAGUGAUUUUUCUGGAUAUAACCUCAAAAAGAAACCCCACAACGAACUCAAAAUGUCUUUUUUAAGUAACAUAAAGAAAGUGUUACACAUUGGGGGCAACGAUGCCAAAAAGAAAAAAGUUUUUAAUAACGUCCGAAUGGACUCGGAUCCGGAGGAGUUUUGGGACAUGAUCGGCGAACUAGGAGAUGGAGCAUAUGGUAAAGUGUACAAAGCCCAACAUAAAACAACCGGUCAGCUUGCUGCAGCCAAAAUGUGUCGAUUAGAUGGAGAAGAUGAUCUUUCCGAUUUUAUGAUUGAAAUUGAUAUCUUAACCGAGUGUAAACAUUUUAAUAUUGUUGAAUUAAUCGAAGCAUUCCAACACGAACAACAAUUAUGGAUGUUGAUUGAGUAUUGUGAUGGUGGGGCUGUUGACAGUAUUAUGACUGAACUUGAAAAACCUUUAACGGAACCGCAAAUUGCUUAUGUUUGUCAAAAUAUGUGCAAAGGAUUACAAUUUUUACAUAAAUCACAUAUUAUUCAUCGCGAUUUAAAAGCUGGAAAUGUUUUAUUAACCAUGGCGGGGGGAGUUAAAUUGGCUGAUUUUGGUGUAUCGGCAAAAAAUAAAAAUACCCUCCAAAAACACGAUACGUUCAUCGGGACGCCGUACUGGAUGGCACCGGAAGUGGUAAUGUGCGAGACUUUUCGCGAUAACCCCUACGAUUUUAAAGUGGAUAUUUGGUCGUUGGGUAUAACCCUGAUUGAAUUCGCCCAAAUGGAACCGCCUAACCACGAGAUGUCGCCGAUGCGGGUUCUACUUAAGAUUCAAAAAAGCGAGCCCCCCAAAUUGGAGCAACCGUCUAAAUGGUCCAAGGAAUUUGCGGAUUUUAUCGCGAAAUCGUUGAUUAAGGAUCCCCAGAAGCGGCCGAAUUGCGAAGAUCUGUUACGGCAUAGUUUUAUUUCUUGUACGCUUGAUUCGAAACCGAUUCGAGAUCUUUUAUUGGAGUAUAAAGCCGAGGUUGUUGAGGAAGAAGUUACUGAUGAAGAUUCGGAGCGCGGAAAAAAAUCUAAAAAAAAUAAGGGUUUAUACCAAAGAGUUGGCGGCUCACCUGGUACUCCUAUUCAGUCGGUUAAAAAGGACAAUCGUACAUCUCAGUUACCAGAAAUCGAAGAUGAUACAGCAUCCGUACAAAGUAGUGAAGUUGAAGCUAAAGGUAAUCAAGAAGUAAAAAUAAUCGGGGAUGAUUCAAAGAAAUUGAAGAAGGAGAUCUCGGUGGAAUCAUCGACCAGUCAAAUUUCUACGGAAAGUGAUAAAAAGGAGAAAGAAUCCGAAACUCAUCGUAAAACAUCGCGCGAAAAAGGACCAGCACCACUACCACCAAUUCCUCAAAUUCCACUUCCCCCGGUAGAACAAGAACCCCCUCCUCCAGCUCCACCAAUACCACAAGAACCUCCAAAAAUUCAGGAAGAGGAACCAUUAAAAAUCCAAGAAGAACCUCCUCCUCCACCACCACUUCCACCAUCAACUUUACCAACACCCCCAAUUUCUCCUUUAAGCCCCCCAACAACGCCACCACUUCCUAUUCCAACCCCACCCCCUCCACCGCUUUUAGAAGAAAAACCACAAUCAUCAGUUAAAGCGGAAAUUGAGGCGAUUGAAAAACGAGUUAGCAAAGAUAAAGAUUUUCAAGAAGCAGUGUUUCAUAAAUUAUUAUCAGGGAGUAAAGAGGAACUCGAUGCUGGUAUUGGGGGGCAAAAAAUGGAGGGAGUUGUUGUUAGUAGUGGAAGUGAUGAUGGAAGUUUCGUUGUUGUUUCUACAUCCCAGGAAAGCCGGGGGAAAAUGAAUACUUCAACUAUUAUUAUUAGUGAUAGCAGUGAUCCGUCUAAUAGUUUAGCUUCUAAUAUAAGUCAGGUUACUGUUGUUACAACUCACCCACCAGUAAUAAUAGACAAUUUACAAAGUUUAUCACAUUCUUCCGCAUCUUCAACUCACAGUGGAAAUGAAGUAGUAAUCGUUGCGAAUGAAACGAAUAAAACGCACAUCGAAUCGUCAGACGACGAAUAUAGUAGUCACGCUUUAGAUUCGUUAGAGUAUCCCCCGCCAAGUGAAUUUCGCGAUAAACCCCUUAAAAAACUCGACGAAAGCGAAGUUUUAAUCGUCGAUUCGAGUUAUGUCGUUAACGAUUCUGGUUUAGAUGUGUCCGCAGACAAUGAAAACAAUUCUUCACGUUUACUUCUUGAUACCAGUCAUGUUUCCGUAGUAAAAAUUGAUCAAGAGAAAGUUCAAGUUAAAGAUUCGGGUUCUUCGUGUGUUUUUAACGAGGAGCGAGGUUCAACGAGUGAUUUAUCAAAUUCUAGUUCCGGAAAAUUAAGCACCAGAAGUAAUAAUGAGAUUAUUUUAGAGACUUCAUCACCGAAAUUAAUCAACAAAAUCAACGGACAAGUUGUACAUUUAAACGGAAACCAUCACAACAUUGAUUGUAACACGAUUGAUUCAAGAUCGCAUAGUGAUUGUGGUUCUAUAAGGAGUAGUGAUUCAAAUCGGAGACCGAUUUCGGUCUCAAAAAAUUCUGAUAUUGAAAGUAUUUCUUUGGCUAGUCACGAUAGUAGGGGAAGUAGCAAAGAUAAAGAGCAACUAUCAGAAUCGGGGGAAACUGAAGAAGAAGCGGUUAUUUUAAGAAAAAAGCCUGCGCCAAGUCACCACCAUCAUAACCACAAUCAAAAAGAACAAGACAGUGCUAGCAUACAUAAUAGAAAAACGCGAAAACGUACGCGAAAAUUUAUGGUUGAUGGGGUUUUGAUUACAACAACAACGUCUAAAGUUAUUUAUGGCGAUGAAGAUAAUUUGAGUAUUGACCCUCAAGCCGAUCGAAAACAAGAGUUGAGGGAAUUAAAAUAUCUUCAAAAACAAGAACAGAAACAAUUUCAAGAAUUAGCGUUAAAAGAAAACAUCGCGAUUGAACAACAAGAUAAACGUUUCGAACAGGAACGUCAAAGUUUGGAACGAACUUACGAAAAUGAUUUAGAAUUAUUAUCGCGUCAACAAAAAAUGCAAGUCGAAAGGGCGGAAGCUCAACAAGACGCCGACAUGAGAGCCGCAUCGAAAAAAAUUCGCGCCGAACAAGAACGCGAAUUAAAACAAUUCCGAGAAGGUUUAAAACAAGAAUUGAGAUUAUUAAAAGCCGAAAUCGAUCGGUUACCUAAAGACAGUCGUAAAAACGAGUUUAAAUUGCGCAGGGAGAAAUUAGACGCGGAACAUCUCGACCGGGAAAAAUCAUUUUUAGAAAAGUUAAAUGAAAACCACGAAAGUUCCCUUCGAAGACUCUCCGAUUCUCACCGGGAGAAAAUUGCGUUGAUGGAGCGACAAUUUUUACAACAAAAGCAGCAGUUAACGCGUACAAGAGAGGCCGCACUUUGGGAGAUUGAAGAGAAACAAAUUCACGAAAAACACCAAUUGAUGAAAAGGCAAUUAAAAGAUAUCUUCUUUUUACAACGGCAUCAAAUGUUGGUGCGUCACGAUAAAGAAAUGGAUCAAGUUAAACGAAGAUCACAACGAAAGGAGGAGGAGUUAACGAAAAAACAAAACAUUGAGAAAAGGAAUUUACCGAAAAGGAUUCGGCAGGAAAUGAAAGCUAGGGAGUUAAUGUUUAGGGAAUCGAUGAGGAUUUCGAUAUCGGGCGCUACCGAUAGUGAUAUGGAAAAAAGUAAACUAAAAGAGUUUCAAGAGAAAGAAAAAAGGCGUUACCAAGCUGAACAACAACGAUUUGAAUUAAAACAUCAACGACAACUCGAAGAACUCCGAGCGAUGAACGAAGCUACAAUAAAAGAAUUGGAACAGCUUCAAAACGAGAAACGAAAAAUGUUGAUGGAACACGAAACGUUAAAACUAAAACAACGCGAAGAGGCGUUUACAAAAGAAUUGCGCGAAUGGAAGGCGCAAUUAAAACCACGAAAAAUGCGUGUUGAAGAGGAGUUACGAAAAGAAUUUUUGUCGGCGGAGUGUAACCGAUUUUUACCUCCAUUCGUUUUGCGCGGCCCCGCGCCUGGCGAAUCUAGUUGUACGGAAACGAGCGACGAACAACCGUCCUCGCACUCAUCAACCCCCAACACUCCGUGCUUAUCCGAGGCGGUACGGCUUAGUUGGGGACAUCAGCGAUCUUGGAGCACUAGCAUUAUCGUCGAUAGGGAUCCGACUUCUAGCAGUUAUUAUCCCGUUUACCGAGAUUCCAAUGCUUAAUAGUCAUUUAUAUUAUUUUUUUUGUGUCAUUUGUCUUAUUAUUUUUUAACUCUACGUUAAUCGUGUAUGUAUUCAAUAGAUAUACCGGAAAUUUCAUAUAUAGUAGAAACCACGAGAGCUGGCAGUGACAGAUCGCUUAAAAAUGGUAUGAAUCAAGAUA
Molecule: messenger RNA, 6252 nt
Organism: Onthophagus taurus
Lineage: Eukaryota; Metazoa; Arthropoda; Insecta; Coleoptera; Scarabaeidae
Source: RefSeq, a predicted model, not a curated record